Oreochromis aureus is the source of this 381-nucleotide messenger RNA. Its product is annotated as circumsporozoite protein-like. Lineage: Eukaryota; Metazoa; Chordata; Actinopteri; Cichliformes; Cichlidae. The coding region runs from base 1 to 381 and encodes 126 amino acids. The transcript has a single exon. The record is from RefSeq and is a predicted model, not a curated record.
AUGGAGCAGGUCAGGAGGCCAACCACGGAGCCAGCGGUGGCGAUGGAGCAGGUCAGGAGGCCGACCGCGGAGCCAGCGGCAGUGUGGGCAAGGCAGUUUCGGAUGCGACCACGUGGAGCCAAUAGAUCAGGUGGUGGCGCUGCAGGCGACGGCAUGGAAGCCGCACGCGAUGGAUCAGGUGGCGGCGCUGCAGGCGAUGGCAUGGAAUCCGCAGAUGAUGGAUCACAUGCCAUCGGCGGCGCUGCAGGCGAUGGCAUGGAAUCCGCAGAUGAUGGAUCACAUGCCAUCGGCGGCGCUGCAGGCGAUGGCAUGGAAUCCGCAGAUGAUGGAUCACAUGGCGGCGCUGCAUUUGACGGUGUGAAAGCCGCAGGUGGUGGUUGA